AUGCAAUUUGAAAAGGUUACAUACAUUGCUGUUCCACAAAAAUACGGUCAAAAGAAGGUUGGAGUUGAAGAAGGACCUAAAUUUCUCGAAAAAUUAGGUUUUAUGAAUAUCUUAGAACAAGUAGCAAAAAAUAUUAAUAAAAAAACCAUUACAGAACCAAAAACUCCACAAGAAUUAGGAGUAACUAGUGCAAGAAAUUUAAAUGAAGUUGAAUCUGUUUGUAUUGAACUACGAGAUACAAUUUCGAAAGAAUAUGAUGUUAAUAAUUUACUUAUUAAUAUUGGUGGUGAUCAUUCUAUUGGACUUGGAACUAUUGCUGGUGUUGUUAAAGCAAUGAAACCAAAUGCUAAAGUUGGUGUUAUUUGGUUUGAUGCACAUCCAGAUAUGAAUAUUCCAGAAAAUUCACCUUCUGGAAAUAUCCAUGGAAUGCCAUUAGCUUGUGCUGUUGGUCUUGGACCACAAAGACUUACUUCUAUUAUGCCACGUUAUAUUACUCCUAAAGAUAUUAUGUAUGUUGGAAUUAGAAGCAUUGACGUUGGAGAAGAAUUUGAAAUUCAAGACAAACAUAUUGACCAUUUCACUGCUGAAGAUGUUAAAAGAGUUGGGAUGAAAGAAGUCAUUGAGGCAAUCAAUAAAAAAUUUGCUGAUUAUGACGUAAUCCAUUUAUCAUUUGAUAUUGAUGGUAUUGACCCAAAAUUUAUUUUAGGAACUGGCACUCCAGUACCAAAAGGAAUUUCUUUAGAAGAUUCUUUAUAUUUUAUGUCUGAAAUGGGUAAAAUGAAAAAAUUACAUUCUGUUGAUAUCGUUGAAUAUAAUCCUAAAAUUGAAGAAGAAAUUACUGGUAAAAAUGUUUUGAAAUGUAUCUCUUCACUUUUUGGUAUAAAGUGUUGA
Messenger RNA from Entamoeba dispar SAW760, 891 nucleotides. RefSeq names its product arginase, putative. The transcript has a single exon. Gene Ontology annotation, molecular function: manganese ion binding; arginase activity. Bases 1 to 891 code for a protein of 296 amino acids. Gene Ontology annotation, cellular component: cytoplasm; nucleus; cytosol. The record is from RefSeq and is a predicted model, not a curated record. Lineage: Eukaryota; Evosea; Mastigamoebida; Endamoebidae.